Triticum dicoccoides is the source of this 1500-nucleotide messenger RNA. Its product is annotated as putative leucine-rich repeat receptor-like protein kinase At2g19210. Lineage: Eukaryota; Viridiplantae; Streptophyta; Magnoliopsida; Poales; Poaceae. The record is from RefSeq and is a predicted model, not a curated record. The transcript is spliced from 7 exons. The coding region runs from base 1 to 1500 and encodes 499 amino acids. Gene Ontology annotation, molecular function: protein binding.
AUGGCGACCCAGUGGCCCUUGCUUCCUCUCAGUAUGGCCGCGAGCAGCGUCGUUCUUCAGGUCCAUGGCCAGAUCGACAAGUUAGCUGGUUUUAUAAGCAUAGACUGUGGCCUGCCGGCGAAUGCCGUCGGCUACGUGGACAACACGACGAAGCUGCGGUUCACCGGCGACGCUGGUUUUACCGACGCAGGCAGUAACCAUAACAUCUCUGCCCAGUACAUCACCCCGACGAUGCCCUGGGGCUGGCACACCGUCCGCAGCUUCCCCACCGGCGCACGCAACUGCUACACGCUCCGGCCACUCGUGUCGGCAGGGCCCAAGUAUCUCGUCCGUGCCAUGUUCAAGUACGGCAAUUACGACGGUCUUGACAUGCUUCCCAUCUUCGACCUCCACCUCGGGGUUAACUAUUGGAAGACGGUGAACAUCUCUGAUGCAAGCUCACCGACGAUUGAGGAAGUCGUCGUUGUGGUCCCUGGCGGUUCCGUGCAGGUGUGCCUCGUGAAUACUGGCUCAGGGACGCCGUUUAUCUCCAGCCUAAACCUGAGGCCCCACAAGAGCGAGCUCUACCCGCAGGUCAAUGAGACGCAAGGGCUCGUUCUUGUCACCAGGACCAACUUUGGAACUCCCAAGAAUGUCAGGUACCCAGACGAUCCUUACGACCGUGCAUGGCUUCCAUGGAGAGAUCCAAGGGAGUGGUCAGAGAUCUCAACGACCAAGAGUGUGAUCAAGGUCGACAGCUUCGAAGUGCCAUCUGCCGUUAUGCAAACCGCCAUCAAGCCCCUUAACUCCUCCUCCCCCAUCCGAUUCCACUGGGACGCGGAACCGAACGCCAACAACCCCAUCCCAAGGUAUAUUUGCAUGUUGUACUUUGCAGAGCUAGAGAGCAACGCGGUGCAUGAGUUUUAUAUCACCAUGAAUGGCAAGCUCUUGUAUCCUCUCGUCAUGUCGCCCCGGUACCUUGUAACCGAUGCCAUCUACAACGACAAACCCUACCAUGGGUUAGACCGGUACGACAUCUUGCUCAAUGCCACCGCGAACUCGACCCUUCCCCCGAUCAUCAACGCCGUCGAGGUAUUCUCGGUCCUCCCUACCACGGGCGUAGCCACGGCGGCUCAAGAUGUUUCUGCCAUCACGGCGAUCAGAGACAAGUACCGGGUGAAAAACAACUGGAUGGGGGAUCCAUGUGUGCCGAGAAAAUUUGCGUGGGAUAGAUUGAGUUGCAGCUAUUCUGUCUCCAGCUCACCAACUGUUACAGGCUUGAACCUAUCUUCUAUGGGUCUGAGUGGUAACAUCUCGUCUUCUUUUGGGGAUCUCAGAGGAUUAGAGUACUUGGAUUUGUCACGCAAUAAUCUGACGGGCUCCAUUCCUGACAGUCUUUCACAAUCUUCAUCCCUUAAACUUCUUGAUUUGACAGGAAAUCGGCUUACAGGAGAAAUUCGUUCCAGGCUUCUGAAAAGAAGUCAAGAUGGCUUCCUAACUCUCAGGUUAGUCCCCUACUAG